Condylura cristata (star-nosed mole) is the source of this 5697-nucleotide messenger RNA. It is a transcript of the gene YTHDC2, whose product is annotated as YTH domain containing 2. The annotation marks the transcript as partial. NCBI's taxonomy places the organism in Eukaryota, Metazoa, Chordata, Mammalia, Eulipotyphla, Talpidae. Gene Ontology annotation, cellular component: intracellular anatomical structure. The record is from RefSeq and is a predicted model, not a curated record. Gene Ontology annotation, molecular function: RNA binding; protein binding; ATP binding. The transcript has 30 exons.
AAUAUCGCUCUGGAGCGCUUCCGCUAUGGGGACCAAAGAGAAAUGGAAUUUCCUUCUUCUUUGACCAGUACUGAAAGAGCCUUUAUUCAUCGAUUGAGUCAGUCUCUUGGUUUGGUCUCUAAAAGUAAAGGAAAGGGAGCAAAUAGAUACCUAACUGUGAAGAAGAAAGAUGGAUCAGAAACAGCUCAUGCAAUGAUGACCUGUAAUUUGACUCAUAAUACAAAACAUGCUGUUAGGAGCCUAAUUCAAAGAUUUCCUGUCACCAAUAAAGAACGUACUGAACUUCUGCCUAAAACAGAAAGAGGAAAUGUGUUUGCAGUUGAAGCUGAAAACCGGGAAAUGAGCAAGACAAGUGGACGACUUAACAAUGGCAUACCUCAGAUUCCAGUGAAAAGAGGAGAAUCUGAAUUUGAUUCUUUCAGGCAAUCUCUGCCAGUGUUUGAGAAACAAGAAGAAAUUGUUAAAAUAAUUAAGGAAAAUAAAGUAGUUCUAAUUGUAGGAGAAACUGGGUCUGGCAAGACUACACAGAUUCCUCAGUUCCUUUUAGAUGAUUGUUUUAAGAAUGGUAUUCCUUGCCGUAUAUUUUGCACUCAACCCAGACGACUAGCAGCUAUUGCUGUGGCUGAAAGAGUUGCGGCAGAAAGAAGAGAAAGAAUUGGUCAAACCAUCGGGUAUCAGAUCCGUUUAGAAAGCAGGGUUUCUCCAAAGACACUUCUGACAUUUUGUACUAAUGGAGUAUUGCUUCGUACAUUGAUGGCAGGAGAUAGUACAUUGUCAACUGUGACACAUGUUAUUGUGGAUGAAGUACAUGAAAGGGAUCGAUUUAGUGACUUUUUACUCACAAAGUUAAGAGACUUGUUGCAGAAGCACCCAACUUUGAAACUAAUUCUUUCUAGUGCUGCCUUGGAUGUAAAUCUUUUUAUAAGAUACUUUGGAAGUUGUCCAGUGAUAUAUAUACAGGGAAGACCAUUUGAAGUGAAAGAAAUGUUUCUGGAAGACAUUUUAAGAACUACUGGCUACACAAACAAGGAAAUGUUAAAAUAUAAAAAGGAAAAACAGCGAGAAGAGAAACAACAAAGCACACUUACUGAAUGGUACACAGCUCAAGAGAAUGCUUUCAAGCCUGAAACCCAAAGGCAGAGAACUGUACCAAAUGUGACUGAAGAGUAUGAUUUAUUGGAUGAUGGUGGUGACGCAGUAUUCAGUCAAUUGACAGAAAAAGAUGUGAAUUGCCUUGAACCAUGGUUAGUAAAGGAAAUGGAUGCUUGCCUUUCUGACAUAUGGCUACAUAAAGACGUUGAUGCCUUUGCUCAGGUUUUUCAUCUUAUUUUAACUGAAAAUGUUAGUGUUGAUUACAGGCACAGUGAAACCAGUGCCACAGCUCUGAUGGUUGCUGCAGGACGAGGGUUUUCAAGUCAGGUAGAGCAGUUAAUCAGCAUGGGAGCCAAUGUCCACAGCAAAGCAUCAAAUGGCUGGUUGGCAUUGGAUUGGGCUAAACACUUUGGGCAGUCUGAAAUUGUGGAUCUUCUAGAAUCUUACAGUGCUUCAUUGGAAUUUGGAAAUCUAGAUGAAAGUUCUUUGGUUCAAACAAGUGGAAGUGACCUCAGUGUGGAAGACAGAGAACUCCUGAAAGCUUAUCAUCAUAGUUUUGAUGAUGAAAAAGUAGACUUGGAUUUGAUCAUGCACCUUCUGUACAAUAUCUGCCAUAGUUGUGAUUCUGGUGCAAUAUUAAUUUUCCUACCUGGGUAUGAUGAAAUUGUUGGAUUGAGAGAUCGAAUACUGUUUGAUGAUAAGCGUUUUGCUGACAAUACACAUAGAUACCAAGUGUUUAUGCUUCAUUCAAAUAUGCAAACAUCUGACCAAAAGAAAGUUUUAAAAAAUCCACCUGCAGGUGUUCGAAAAAUAAUUCUUUCCACCAAUAUUGCUGAAACCAGUAUCACAGUCAAUGAUGUGGUCUUUGUUAUUGAUUCUGGCAAGGUGAAAGAGAAAUCCUUUGAUGCAUUGAAUUUUGUUACAAUGCUAAAAAUGGUAUGGAUUUCCAAAGCUAGUGCCAUACAACGAAAAGGCAGGGCCGGGCGAUGCAGACCUGGAAUUUGUUUUCGGCUAUUUAGUAAACUCCGAUUCCAGAAUAUGUUGGAAUUUCAGACUCCAGAACUCUUGAGAAUGCCAUUACAGGAACUUUGUUUGCAUACCAAGCUGUUAGCCCCAGUUAAUUGUCCUAUUGCUGACUUCCUUAUGAAAGCCCCUGAGCCUCCACCAGCUUUAAUUGUAAGAAAUGCUGUACAGAUGCUUAAGACAAUAGAUGCAAUGGAUGCAUGGGAAGAUCUCACUGAACUUGGAUAUCAUUUGGCUGAUUUGCCAGUAGAACCCCAUCUUGGCAAAAUGGUCCUGUGUGCUGUGGUGUUAAAGUGUCUGGACCCAAUUCUUACGAUUGCCUGCACACUAGCCUAUCGAGAUCCUUUUGUCUUACCUACUCAGGCCUCUCAGAAACGUGCAGCUAUGCUUUGCAGGAAACGUUUCACGGCAGGAACUUUCAGUGACCAUAUGGCACUUCUGAGAGCAUUCCAGGCAUGGCAGAAAGCACGAAGCGAUGGUUGGGAACGAGCCUUUUGUGAAAAGAAUUUUCUUUCACAAGCUACCAUGGAAAUAAUCAUAGGCAUGAGAACUCAGUUGCUUGGUCAGCUGAGAGCAUCAGGUUUUGUUAGAGCACGAGGUGGUGGUGAUAUUCGAGAUGUUAACACAAAUUCCGAGAACUGGGCUGUUGUUAAAGCUGCAUUGGUGGCAGGCAUGUAUCCUAACUUAGUCCAUGUGGACAGAGAAAAUGUAGUAUUGACAGGGCCAAAGGAGAAAAAAGUACGAUUUCAUCCCACAUCAGUUCUCAGUCAGCCUCAAUAUAAAAAGAUUCCUCCAGCUAAUGGUCAAGCUGCAGCUAUUCAGGCACUGCCCACAGAUUGGCUUAUUUAUGAUGAAAUGACCCGAGCUCAUAGAAUAGCUAAUAUUAGAUGUUGUUCAGCAGUGACACCUGUCACUGUAUUGGUGUUUUGUGGACCAGCCAGGCUGGCAAGUAAUGCUCUUCAAGAACCUUCAUCAUUCAGAGCUGAUGGGAUUCCUAAUGACAGUAGUGAUAGUGAAAUGGAAGAUAGAAGUACUGCUAAUUUGGCAGCUUUGAAACUUGAUGAGUGGUUCAAUUUCAAACUAGAGCCAGAGGCAGCCAGUUUAUUGCUGCAGCUCAGACAGAAGUGGCAUAGCUUAUUUUUACGCCGAAUGAGAGCUCCAUCCAAACCUUGGUCUCAAGUUGAUGAAGCCACCAUAAGAGCAAUUAUAGCUGUGUUAAGCACUGAAGAACAGUCUGCAGGUUUACAACAACCAUCUGGGAUUGGCCAAAGGCCAAGGCCUAUGUCUUCAGAAGAACUUCCUUUGGCAUCAUCUUGGAGGUCAAAUAAUAGUAGGAAAACUUCAGCAGAUACUGAAUUUUCUGAUGAGUCUGCUACUGCAGAAAGAGUAUUGAUGAAAUCGCCAUCUCCAGCACUACACCCGCCUCAAAAGUUCAAAGAUAGAGGAAUUCUACACCCUAAACGAAGCACUGAUGAUCGAUCAGAUCAGUCUUCUGUGAAGUCUACAGACAGCAGUAGUUACCCAAGUCCUUGUGCCAGUCCUUCUCCUCCAUCCUCAGGAAAGGGCUCAAAAUCUCCUUCACCAAGGCCAAACAUGCCUAUUCGAUACUUUAUAAUGAAGAGUAGCAAUUUGAGAAACCUUGAAAUUUCUCAGCAGAAGGGUAUCUGGUCUACAACGCCUAGUAAUGAGCGGAAACUAAAUCGUGCCUUUUGGGAAAGCAGCAUGGUUUACUUGGUAUUUUCUGUUCAAGGAUCUGGCCAUUUCCAGGGAUUUUCUAGGAUGUCUUCUGAGAUAGGAAGAGAGAAGAGCCAGGACUGGGGUUCAGCUGGAUUAGGAGGAGUAUUUAAGGUGGAGUGGAUACGAAAAGAAAGUCUUCCUUUUCAGUUUGCACACCAUCUGCUCAAUCCCUGGAAUGACAACAAGAAAGUUCAGAUUAGCAGAGAUGGGCAGGAACUUGAACCUCAGGUUGGUGAGCAGUUGCUCCAGUUAUGGGAACGUCUUCCAUUGGGAGAAAAAAGCACAACUGAUUGACCCUCAGAACCCUUCCUUAUGGAAGAACAUCAUACCUAUUUAUAACUUCUGAAUGCACUGACUUCCACAAACUGAGAAGGGGUUGUGUUUAUAGUAUGCUGUUCUGAUUUAGACUGUUCUUUAGAGGCAUUAUCUUCAUAUGAAGAGAAAAAGAUAAUUUAAAAUUUUAUAGUAAUCAUAGGAAAUGAUUGUGUAAUAUUUGUUAUUGUAUGUUUAUAAUUGAAUAAAAUAAUUUCUUUUUUUUGACAAAGCAGCAGUUAUUUUAAACAUGCUUAAUUUGAAGUGAAGCAUUUCAUUUGUUUAAAACGCUGACUUAAUACUCUUAUUGGUGAUUUUAUUUAAAAGCAAAGUCAAUUGUUCAUUCUUCAGAAAGACUUGAAUAUGUCAGUACAUCCGAUCACCGUUAAGAUGUAUGAGAACAAACAAGCAAGUAAAACAAACAGAUUCCAAACAGGUCCCUUUUAAAGAUUGUAUGUGCUGAUUAAGAAAGUUCAUUUUGUGAUUACGAAAUGCAGUAAAAUCUGAAGAAAAGUGGAGUUCCUCCCUGUUUUUGAUAGGCUCUGUGGGUGCUUAGUCACAGUCCUAGUCCUUCCCAGUCUAACUUGGUGUUUAUCACGCCCUUUCCUUCCUGUCUCCCAGCCUUCACCUGACUCCUCAGGUGAUUAUGACCUGUUUGUUUUGGCUAGGGAAAGUGGAUUUGGACAAUUUAAGUAUUUACACAAGUUAUGCAAGUUUUAAAAAUAACUCUGUAAACUUAGUGGUUUAGUAGUUAGGUCUUCAAAACAAAAGCCCACAGGCACCACAUUUUUAAUGUUUUCUAUUUAUUUUUAUAGCACUUUUCAUUUGUGUAUUUAUGGUUUAAUAAUGGGGGGGGUAACGUUUUUUAAUCCUGUCUUAGUACCCACUCUAGUAAGUCUUUGCCAUCUCAGAAUUAUUCGAUCUCUCUUUUUUCACCAUGUGUAAAGCAUUUCCAUAGAGACUUCCUGGAGAAAACUAGAAGUGUAAGGGAAAAUCAAAGAAAUACCUUGGUUACUGAGCUCUAGCACUUACAAUACCUUUUGGUCAUAAUCUAUUUGCAAGACAAGACAAAAGUCUAAUAAGUCCUCUGUUUUUAUACAGUGGCCAUUGUAUUGAACAUAAAGAAAAAGCUUGGGUCAUCAUAAAAUCUUGACAAUGCUUCUACUUUUUCUGGGAAAGUACCGUAGGUACAUUAGUUCAAAAUAUCAGUUAUAAGUUUUGCCUUUAUUUGUAUUUGUCGGGUUUUUCAUUUUGUUUUAUACUUCAAAAUAUACCUAUAAAAUUACACCUUUGUGAAUUAUGUUCCAGUGUAUGUUUAUCAGAGUUACUUUCCUAUUAACACAACUUGUUUUUCUGAUAAUGGAGACUUCAUUUAGAUAAGUGUUUACCAGUUACAGUGUACUAAAUUUGAAAGUAAGGACUUAAAAAAAAAAACUUGUUUUCCAUUCAUUUUCUAAUAGCCAACCCUGUAUGAAAAUGAUGAGUUUGGUGGUAUUUAAAAUGAACACAUUUUGAAUGUAAUUAAAAUGCUAU